AAAUGAAUCAAUGAAUCAAUUGGUUGUAAACAUUGUUAGAGAGAAAACACAUUAAAAAGUAAAUAACAAAACAAAACACUAAAACACUAAACAGUUUCCAAUGUUUUUUCAAUCAAUACUAUAAUAAUAGUAAUCAUUAUUUUAAGUAUCGAUCGCUGACCAAUAAAAUUAUAACACCAAUUGGUGACCACACAACGAUAUCGCGGUAUAUAUAGAGAGAGGUUAUCGUUGCCGCACCCGAGGACAGGGAUUGACAGUUACCGCCAAAUACGUGCCCGACGGACAUAUACGCGUAUAUAUAUAUAUAUAACACACACAAGUGGACGCGUCCACCGAAAGUCGUAAACAAAAGUGUGGCCAUCACUACCACAGCUGCGAGAGGACUAUAGGACAGUUGAUUGACAGUUGACGUGCCGAUUGCGUGACCGCUACAUACGUGCCCGACGGACAUAUAUAACAUACAUAAACAAGUGGACGACCACCGAUAGUAGUAACCAAAAGUGGCCACCACUAUAGCCGCGGUAGGACUAGGAGGUGGAGGCCGUAACCGUUGUUGCCGAUCAUCAUCGAUGCCGGAAACUGGCGGUUACGAACCGAAACGGUUUAUCGGUCUCGAAGACUGGUUGGCCAAAGAACUGGAAUGUUCCAUAUGUUUGCAUAUCUUUCGCCAGGCAGUGGACACCCAAUGCGGUCAUACAUUUUGUCGGCUAUGCAUACAGCGUAUAGUUGUCAGCAACAAACUAAUAUGUCCGCAGUGUCGGUGCGAAACCCAUAAGAAACGCCAGCGAUCGGCAAUUACCGACAGUCCGACAUCGUCGACAACAUCGGCGUCGGCGUUGGCCAACAAAGUCGAUCCGUUUCUGAAGUCCAAUCGUCGCGUGGACAGCAUUAUCGGUCGGUUGAGGACCAACUGCGACUACGAGGACAAGGGCUGCGAAGAGGUACUGGAGCUGAACCUAUUGGACUCGCAUCUGGAAAAGUGUAACUAUAAUCUGUGCGACAAUUGUGGCCUAAAAGUCGGUAAACGAUUGGAACAUAACUGUCUGGAUCUGAUGAAAUCGGAACGAAAACGGUUUAUGAAUACAAUUAUUAACUAUAAGUUUCGGUUGAAUAAUGUUAACAAAAAGCUGCGGACAUUGGAACAGAAGAAUAGGGAACUGGAGUCAGAGUUACGCCGAUUUAAGGGUGGUAUGGAUUGUAAGGGUUCGGCAGCCACUGCCGCCACCAACGGAAGCUGCACGGCCGGUAUUUCCUGGUCACCACCAACACCAACAACAACAACCACAUUAUCAUCGUUGGCCAACUCAGCACACGUGCUGGCGGCGGCUGCGGCGUCGGCGACCACCAAAACCGGUAAAACCCGUGCACUGUACAAGAUAUUCAAUCUGUUCGACGAAUCGGACAACCGAAUUGGCGUCUAUCGUAUGAAAUCUCGGGAAACGUUUGGCGAACUAAUCAAAUUUGUGGCCAAUCAGUUCAAUACCGACGACAAACAUCUCAGUCUGACACUCAACUACAAUGAACUGAUCUCACGUAACGAUACCAUACCGAUGCUCAACGUGCCGUCCAAUAAGCGCACGUUGAGAGCUGUCUACAGGGCUGACCGCAAGUCGAUUAAUAUUGAUAUUUAAAAUCAUGAUUAUUAUUAUUGAUUUGAUUGAUUUUUUAGUAUAAUUUAUUAUUAUUAAUAAUAAUU
Messenger RNA from Oppia nitens, 1696 nucleotides. RefSeq lists its product as uncharacterized. Gene Ontology annotation, molecular function: ubiquitin protein ligase activity; metal ion binding. Bases 570 to 1631 code for a protein of 353 amino acids. The transcript is spliced from 3 exons. The record is from RefSeq and is a predicted model, not a curated record. Gene Ontology annotation, biological process: ubiquitin-dependent protein catabolic process; protein polyubiquitination. NCBI's taxonomy places the organism in Eukaryota, Metazoa, Arthropoda, Arachnida, Sarcoptiformes, Oppiidae.